Molecule: messenger RNA, 1551 nt
Organism: Melampsora larici-populina 98AG31
Lineage: Eukaryota; Fungi; Basidiomycota; Pucciniomycetes; Pucciniales; Melampsoraceae
Exons: 4
Coding region: 1-1551 (516 amino acids)
Source: RefSeq, a predicted model, not a curated record
AUGCUGCUCACCGAAUUUGUAGCCCAUCUUACAAGGACGACUCCUCAACUCAGCACCACACUCACGGUAGGGGACUUCGUGCGCUUCAUGUCCCUUGCAUCCGAAGUCCAACAGCGCGCUGGCCAAGGACUUCGACUCCGAUCGUACCGACUACCAGUCGCCAAAUUCUUCCUCGCGGCACUAAAACCAGCGUUCCUGCACCCACUCAUCCGCAGCCUCUGGAGUUUGGCCUGGGAUAUCUUACCAUCCGCCCGUAUCGAUUCUACCACAUCUAUCCGGGAACUCGGCGUUGAAACCGAUAACACCUCCAAGGUCGCCGAGCAAUACCUGCGAGCCCCUGUUUCCCGGUGUCUUGUCUGUCCAAACACACCAAAGCUACACGUCCACUCGCGCCUAAACGCGUACGUCUUUGACUCGGAUGGUGUACACACCGCCGAGACAACCAUCCUGAGAUGUCCAGAUACGAAAUGUGCAACAUCCUAUAGACCAAGCUACUACACCCGGGAAGGACUGCGAUGCUACUACAACAUAUCAUUGGGCCGUGACCCGGACAUCCUUCAAGUGCAUUGUCACUACUACAUGACCCGACGUUUGCACCACAUGUUACGUGGGAUUCAGUUGUUAGCGCAUGUUUCUCACUUCAACUUAGUGAAUUGGUACAAUAGGACAUUUUUCAACGAGUGUAACAUUCCUCAAUUUGCCUCCGAUCAAGCGUUUUCACCGGCGAUGUCGGAGGCUGUGUGCAGCGAUGGACUGGACCUCCUCUCCCUCCUCGAUCACGCAGACCGCAGGGGUACCCAGCUCACAGUUAGCGCAAGUGGGACCAAUCAUCUACGUUUUGAGGAUGCCAUGGGCCUCCAUCUCGAUCUCUUGGCCGUCGAGGGUACCCGAGACCGGGACCACUACUGCUCCCGCUGUGUUCGAAUUCAAUCGGGCGGAAUUGAUUCUGAGACUGGCGAGGAAAUCCUAUUAGGCAUACGUGCCGUUGUAACUGAUGGUCUCACUAUAGGCCAUUGGCGCUGUAGUGCUACCACCAAUCAGCUCGCUGAGAUGACUAAUACGGCCGGAUUACGACAACCUGAAGGACCCUGCACCAACAGGCUGGAGAACAUCAAUCACCGCUUCUGUAAAGAACACUUUCAUCUCCUGGGGAAUCGUUGUCAAGCUCAACCUUGCACUUCAUUGUGCGAACCCGGAAGCAGGACUUGCAAGAACGAAGCUCACAUCAGCGCGAUGCAAGCGUUUGAAAAACGAGUAGAAGGUAGCUUUUCUCUCACGGCCAUUCUGAAUCGACCAGGUUCAAACCUUCCCUCAGAUGCAACGGUUCAUCUAAACACCGAGACUGGGGAGUUUGAAGACCUGGAAAGUCUUCAACAAGCGGACGAGUCCAACCGGGCACACGAACGUGCCCGCGACGGUGGGGAAUCUCAACAAAAAGACAAAGUAUGUUUAAGUCGAAUGCGAACACACAACGAUCAACUCAUCGUGGGCCGGUGGCAUCAUAUUGGCACGCAAAACGUUCUAUCACUCCGAAUCCGUCAGUGCCGUUAA